Molecule: messenger RNA, 825 nt
Organism: Colletotrichum godetiae
Lineage: Eukaryota; Fungi; Ascomycota; Sordariomycetes; Glomerellales; Glomerellaceae
Exons: 2
Coding region: 1-825 (274 amino acids)
Source: RefSeq, a predicted model, not a curated record
AUGGACGAACACCAUCACCAUCACCAGGCCCCCGCCGGCCAGGAGGGUGGCGACGUCAGACAGUCGCAGGUCUUCUCCGGAAGCUACGGCGGUCACGGAGGCUACCCGGCACCCAGCUCCGGCUCGAUGCCGCACAUGGGCAGCAGCUCCCACGCCGGCGCCAUCUCUGCUCGUCGCCACAGCCGCAGCGACAACGGCGAGCCCGAGGAUCUGUUCCCCAACAUCCCCGAGGCCAAGAAGCGCAAGUUCAUCCUCGUCGAGGACAAUGUCCGCGGUUCGCGUCUACGUGUUAGAGUCACGCUCGACGGUGUCGAUACCAAGGAGAUUCCCGACUCUUUCCGCAAGGGCGCUUCCGUCUUCCCUCGGUCGUACUUCCCGCGCGAGAUGCAGAGCCCGCCGCCGUCUGCCACCGGUACCAAGUUCUUCCAGGAGGACGCCGAUGAGGAAGACGAUGGUGUCGAAGACACCGAGGGCCGUGGUUCUCGUAGGGGCCGUGGAAACAGCAAGUCCAUGGUCAAGGUUCCCAUUGGCGAGAACACCGAGGGCGAGGUUGCCAUUCCCCGCAUGAGGAAGAGUGUCCGAGGCAAGGAGGUCCGACUCAACGACCUCGGAUACCGCAUGGCGUGGCUCCAAAGCAGAGUCUUUGCGGGACGGACAGUCUUCCUCCAAAGAGCUCGUAAAUUAGUGGACUGCUACCGCAACAAGACCCGCUCUGCUAUUGAGUCCAUCAUGCAGGACGUCAAGACGCUCGUGCCGCAUUUUGAGACGCGUGUCGGCAAGAGGAAGUGGAACGAGAGAAUGAGAAAGGGAGAGGCUGAUGAGUAA